This is a messenger RNA of Solea senegalensis (Senegalese sole), 3004 nucleotides long. It is a transcript of the gene rps6kl1, whose product is annotated as ribosomal protein S6 kinase-like 1. NCBI's taxonomy places the organism in Eukaryota, Metazoa, Chordata, Actinopteri, Pleuronectiformes, Soleidae. The transcript has 12 exons. The coding region runs from base 380 to 2704 and encodes 774 amino acids. Gene Ontology annotation, biological process: protein phosphorylation. Gene Ontology annotation, molecular function: ATP binding; protein kinase activity. The record is from RefSeq and is a predicted model, not a curated record.
UCCUGGGAUGUGAGUAUUGAGGCUGCUGUAGACAUGGACUUCUGCUGCUGCUGCUGCUGCUGAUGUUGCUGCUGCUGCUGCUGCUGCUGCUGCCGGGCGGAGGGUCCAGGGCAUGAUCGCCUCACAUCAGCUGUGCUUCUCUUCUUUCCAUUCAUCAGAAAAUAGUACGCAAGCUUGUAGUCACUUCCUGUGGAGGUCUGGAGGUUAACUCUUUGUUUCCACCGGCCCAGAUGAUCAUGCGCCGCCUCCAACACAUACACCGUGGAUUUCCCGGGGACACACUGAGCCCGGUGACGAGAGACAGAGAUGUGUCCUGUUGUUGAUAAGACCAGGGAACAAAGGCCCAGCUGGACCUUGACAGGUUCAAAACAAGGCAGCCAUGGCAAAGAGAGACUACCUGGUGGAGGCGGCCAAGCAGAUCCGCAUGGCACUGGACAGCGAGGUCAAUGAGGACUACGAGGCCGCCUUCAGCUACUACAAGAACGGCGUGGACUUACUGCUGAAUGGGGUUCAGUUGGACCCCAACAAGGACCGCAGAGAAGCCGUGAAGAGGAAGACGACUCAGUAUCUGAAGCGAGCCGAAGAAAUCUUCAUCACACAUCUGCAGGACAACUUGGGGAAAGGGAGCUCUCAUUUAGGGGGUUACAGCAGCCUGAGAUUCCGUCCAAUCAGACACCUGAGUUCACCCAUGGAGGAUCUGGAGAUGUGCAAGGUGAUCGGAGUGACUGAUAAGGUCCUGAUUGUCCAAAGUAUGGUGAAUAAGGAGACAUUUGUUGUAAAGAGUCUGGUCAAGUCGAGCUGGGAGAGCAGGGAUCAGCCAACCAUCAUUCCUCAGGGCGUGCCAUACAUGGUUAAGCUGUUAAGAUACUACGUCAGCGAGGAUGCUGUGUACCUGCAUCUCGAGCACGUCAAAGGUGGGAGGCUCUUCUCGAAGCUGCACAAGCUACGGAACGAGAAGGCCCAGGAACACCCCGAAUGCUUCACCUCCGGCCAGCACAGCAUCAAGCUGAAGACCAGCUACACCUCUCCCACCAUCAGCACAGACUACCAGCACAACACCAAAGGAGGCACGGUGGGCAUUCCUGAGAAAUUAGGCGACGAAAGCCCCGAUACGGACUUCCCCACUUCCUGGGACGAGACUCAGCAGCGCGUGGAGAGCUGUGGCACUCACUCGUACAUCGAGGAGACGGGCUGUCUGCAGAAGACUCGCUCUGCAGCAUCAUUUUACAGCAAGCUCGAUCGAUUGAGUUUGCAUUCCGGCGUGCCGAGGAAGCAGGCCGACACUCGCAUCCAUCCACCAGCCCCUAGUUUGUGCUUGCACUCUAGUGAAACUCAGGAAAAGCCCGCUCUUCCUCUGUCCUGUGCUCGUGUCAGUCAAGCUCUCGACGUCAUGUCAGAGGUCCACCGCAAGAAACUUGCGAUGGGACUGCUUGAGUGCAGCUCCGAGUUUGAGGUGGCAUGGAAUGCUGCAGACCCAGCACAGACCUGCGAGAAAAUAAACCCCUAUGCAGUGACUGACACGCCAGGACAAACUGCACCUCACACCAAUCAGACCUCAUUUAUAAAAACGGGAAAGGGUGAAAAUAAUGGUUUGAGUUCUUCCCCUGCUAUCUUGCAUCUUCCGCUCCAUUGCCAAACCCAGAUCCGUGGUAGGGCAUCAUGGGAAACCAACGGCUCGAACCAGGGAUCUGUUUUAAGUGGUGACUCUGCAGACGCGGUUACGGGCUCGGUACACGACCACAGCAGUCCCACCGUGGAGGAACGGAACGGUAUGGUCAUCAUCAGGAGCACGGACCGAGCGGUGUUUUCUGAGCACACCUCAGAAAGCUCCUGGCCUUGCUCUGCCCCAGUCUACCACAGCAACGCAGGGAACCAGAUCACGUCUUCAGAGAUGCCCCUGACCCUGUCCGGAGUGGAGUACGGAGGGGAAUCGUGUCCUGGUGAGGCCGGAGAAGAUGCAGAGGAAGCCUAUGAAUUGAGUCCUAAAGAGAAAGAGGCGCCUGCAAAAGAGCGAUCAUUUCUGGGCUGGUUUUCCUCUGGUCCUCUUGGAGCCCCAUCCAAUAAUGAUGGUUUGCUUAAAUCUGUGGAAUCAGUUGGGCAGAGAGAAGACCAGAUUAUUGAGGUGGACGGCUGGUGUCACCUGCCUCAGCUCCCUAACAAGUCUUCCCAGCUUAGGGGUAAGGCCCCACAGACUUGCUGGGGGCUUCCAGAGGCAGAGGUGCGUGUCUGGGGGGCACAGAUCCUGUUGGCCCUGGAGAGUCUGCACCAGCAAGGCAUCCUGUGCCGUGAUCUCAACCCUAGAAAUGUUCUGUUCACCAGCAACGGAAAGGUGUGUCUGACAUUUUUCGGCCAGUGGAGCGAGGUCCAGUCAGAGAUUUGCUCCAAAGCCGUGGAACAGAUGUACUGUGCUCCAGAAAUCGGUGGCGUGUCCAGGGUUACAGAGGCCUGUGACUGGUGGAGUCUCGGAGCCAUGCUGUUUGAACUCCUCACAGGAAUGCCACUGUGGCAGCUCCACCCGGCAGGAAUCCACUCUCACACUCAGCUGCUCAUCCCCGACCACCUGAGCACGGCGGCUGCAUCUCUGCUCACCGAGCUGCUCCAGUUCGAUGCUGGCUAUCGGUUGGGUUCUGGUGGCGGAGGUGUGAGUGACAUUAAGUGCCAUCCCUUCUUCAGCAGCAUCUCUUGGAAAGCGCUAAGCUGCUAGCACUUUGCUAAAAGGGUGGCCGCUCUACCACGCCCCAAUUUAGCAUCCGUGUGUGGCCAGACAGGAUGCAGCAAGUGAUUCCCAAGGAAAACAAAACUGAGGAAAAGAAACUCCCAAAACACUUAAAUAUUCUAGAGUGCUAUUUAAGGGGUUUCAAUUCAGUUUUUUUUUUAAAUCAUCAAUUCAAAUUAAGUGACACUGUGCAUGAAAACUGGCACCACCUAACCCGAAAUUCUGGCAAUUCCAAAACGUAGGACUGCCUGACAUUUAAUAUUGUAAUAAAACAAGUACAUUCUGCAA